Molecule: messenger RNA, 2316 nt
Organism: Parus major (Great Tit)
Lineage: Eukaryota; Metazoa; Chordata; Aves; Passeriformes; Paridae
Gene: TTC31
Product: tetratricopeptide repeat domain 31
Exons: 14
Coding region: 25-1977 (650 amino acids)
Molecular function (GO): RNA binding; protein binding
Source: RefSeq, a predicted model, not a curated record
CCGUGGUGCAGUUCGGCGGUGGCGAUGCGGGGCUCGGGCGGGACGCGAGAACGGGACGGGCCCGGGCUGGGCGGCUGCGGCUUCGGGCCUGCCCCCGCUGCCUGCCCCUGGGGCUGCACGCUCGGCCCCGCUGGCUGGAGCGGCGCACCCUUCUGCCCCCGGCACCGAAUGUCCAGCUUCGGCGACUUCUCGGUGGCGUCGCAGGGCCCCUCUCCGGCAGCGAUCAAGUACAAGUCGGGGGACGUGUGUCUGCUCUGGGACGACGAGCCCAGGGUGGAUUAUUACCAGCUGGAGGAUGACGAUGAUGAUGAAAAUGAGGAUGGGGAUUACGAUGAGGACGAGUUCGACGCAGGUUUCCAGUUCUUGGACGUUCCCGUCGCGGAGGGCUCCGUUCCCUACAGCUACUGCGGCUUCCGCAAGCCCUUCCUGUGCUGGGAGCCGUCUCCGCAGCUCCCCCGGAGCUCUCCGACCGCCCUGGAUGCGCGGCUAGACCGGCUGCCCACGCCCCGCCACACCUGGCUCACGGCAGAGGAAGCCGAGAGGAACGCGCAGGAGCUGGUGGCGGAGGAGGAGCGGGCGAAGAGGAAGGCGGAGAAGAAGAAGCAGAAGAAGAAGAAACAAAAAGACCGGAAGAAACAGGAGAAAGUGGGUCAAAAGAAAAAGAACAAAAAGGACAAAAAAAACACUGACCCAAGCCCCCCAAGUGGCCCUGCAGGCACUGGGGCCCCCCCAGAUGGUGCUGAGGAUGAGGGAUGCUGCCCAGAGCCCUCCCCAUGCCCUGGGGACUCCAGAGACCCCUCGGAGGAGCCUGAGCCGGAGGACACGGCAGUGACAGAGGAGGAGCUGGACCUGAGCUGCACUUUUGUCUGCAAAGCACGGGAGAAGGCGAAGGUCCGGCUGCCCCCCCCGGGCAGUGACUGUUCCCCUGGGACACAGAGCGUGGAGCCCAGCAGGAAGGUGCCAGAGAAGGGGGGUGGGGAGCCUGUGGAGAAACCUGUGCCCCCCCAGCCCCUCCAGCCCAGGCCACCCAGCCCCAGCACAGUAGAGCAGAGCCUGGCGCUUGCAGGCCAUGGCAUCGAGGCAGCCCAGAUGGGCCAGCACACCGAGGCCGUUUGGGCUUUCACCGUCGCCCUGGAGCUGAACCCCCAGGAGCACCGGCUCCUGGGGAACCGCUCGUACUGCCUGGAGAAGCUGGGCCGCUACAAGGAGGCGCUGGAGGAUGCGGAGGCGGCACUGGCGCUGCGGCCAGGCUGGCCCAAGGGCUCCUUCCGCAAGGGCAAGGCCCUGAAGGGGCUCCAGCGCUAUGCCGAAGCCGUGCACACCUUCGAGGAGCUGCUGCGGCAGGACGGGGCUUACACUGAGGCAGCCACGCAGCUGAAGGCCUGCCAGGCCUUGCUGCAGCAGUGUGGCAGCCCCGGCAGUGUCCCCAUGUCCCCCUUCCUGCUCAAGGCAAAGGAGCCGCUGUCUCUCCCCGCGGGAUGGACAACCAGGAGCUGCCAGGACACAGGUGACACAAGCGUGAAGAAAAGCAAUGCAGGGACCCCCAAGACAGACCCGGGACAGGGACCUGCUGUGGCCAGUGGCCACCCAACACUGCCAGCGAGCCACCCUGCCAGGUACGGGUGUCUGGUGAUGUGGGGAGGGGGGAGUGCUGGCUCUGAUAACACCAGCAUGGCUCUUGGCAGGGACUGCUUCCCGCUCUGGGUGGGCAAUAUCACCUCCCACAUCAAUGAGAAGGUGCUGCGUGGUGCCUUUGGCCGGUUCGGGGAGAUCCGCUCCAUGCGGCUGCUCCCAGGACGCCGCUGUGCCUUCAUCAACUUCUCUGGGAAGGCGGAGGCCGAGGAGGCCUUCAGGGCCAUGCAGGGUGCCACCGUGGAGGGCAGCAAGCUGUUGCUGCAGCUCAAGCACCCGGUCCACGCCACCCCCACCCCCGUGCCCCGUGCCAAGGGCAGGGCCACCCCCGGGGGGCUCAGUUGACCCUGCUCUGCUGGGGGGGCUCCCAGGGCCACCCCCAGGGGGCUCAGUUGACCCUGCUCUGCUGGGGGGGCUCCCAGGGCCACCCCCGGGGGGCUCAGUUGACCCUGCUCUGCUGGGGGGGCUCCCCCUCACCUGCCUGUACCUGCCUGUGCCUUGUCCCCCACUGCCAGGGGUGGGAAUGUGUCCCCCUCCUGCCUUGGGGGUGCUGGGGGUCAGGGCCCACCCUGCAGCCCCUUGUGCUGAGAGGAUGGGCCCGUUCCCUGUGACCCCUCAGGGAUUUGUACCAAUUCGGGUUUUUUUUUUUUUUUAAUAAAUCAGAGAUUUGUUUUUCUCUCUGGC